Chiroxiphia lanceolata (lance-tailed manakin) is the source of this 981-nucleotide messenger RNA. RefSeq names its product G protein-coupled receptor 119 (gene GPR119). Gene Ontology annotation, cellular component: membrane. NCBI's taxonomy places the organism in Eukaryota, Metazoa, Chordata, Aves, Passeriformes, Pipridae. The transcript has a single exon. Gene Ontology annotation, molecular function: phosphatidylcholine binding; G protein-coupled receptor activity. Bases 1 to 981 code for a protein of 326 amino acids. The record is from RefSeq and is a predicted model, not a curated record. Gene Ontology annotation, biological process: G protein-coupled receptor signaling pathway.
AUGGGCAGCUGGGCAGUGGGAGCCAUCCUCGCCCUGCUGGCCUCGCUCAUCCUCGCUGCCAACGUGCUGGUGGCCGUUGUCCUCCUCUUCCUCAUCCCGAAGAGCAGCAACAAGGGGCUCUGUUUUGUCCUCAAUCUCGCCAUUGCGGACACCAGUGUUGGCUUCACGGUCAUGAGUCUGGCCAUAGACGAGAUUUCCCAGCCCUUUUAUCCUUCCCAGAAGUUCUGCACCCUCAGAGUGGCUUUUGUGAUCUUCUCUUCUGCUGCCUCCAUCUUGUCCCUGAUCCUGGUCGCGUGCGACAGGCACCUGGCGAUCCGGAAGCCUUUCCACUAUGUCCAGCUGGUGACUGGCCAAAGGAUCGGGAUGUGCUUGGUGGGGCUCUGGCUGGUUGCUGCCACCGUCGGCUUCCUCCCGGUCUUCGUCCCGGUCUUCCAGAGGUUCUCUGACUCUGGGAAGUGCUCCUUCUUCCAUGUCUUCCACCCCGCCUACCUGCUCACCAUGUUCUUCAUCGGCUUCUUCCCCGCGCUCUUCCUCUUUCUCUACCUCUACUGUGACAUGCUGAAGAUCGCCUCGGUGCACGUGCAGCACAUCCAGGAGGUGGAGCAGGCCGGGCUGGCGGGGGGCUGCCCCCCAUCCCGCACUGCCAGUGACAUGAAGGCCAUGCGCACGGUCGCCGCGCUCAUCGGGUGCUUCACCCUCUCCUGGCUGCCCUUCUGCACUGCCAGCAUCGUGCUGAUGUUCUGCUCCAAGUGCUUCCCCUACAAAAUCAUCGAGCACUUCCUCUGGCUGCUGGGGCUGGGGAACUCCCUCCUGAACCCGCUGCUCUAUUCCUACUGGCAGAGGGAUGUGCGGCUCCAGCUCUCCCAGCUGGCUGCAGCUGUGAAGAGGAGGGUCCUGCUCCACCUCGGCAAGGGCCGCUGUUUCCCUGGCAGAGGCCCCAAGCCUCUCCCAGCUGUGUCCUGCCCGCAGCUCCAGGACUGA